AUGCUACCUCUGCCAUGCGCCCCGGACUCCAGCUGGAGCAGAUUCCGGCAGCAGAUCGCCGCUGUCUUCAACGGCGUCGACCCUCGAGUCUUCACAGCCUUUUGGCUAUUCGGUAAGGAUAAAUUUGGUGUUUCUUCUUUGGUGGACCGUUAUCUUAUACCGGUUAAUACUGCAGGCUUGAUAAAUAAUGUCCUCUAUGUUAUUAUUCUCUCUGCGGCACUCGAUCUCGUCGGUCCCAGCGUACCUAAGGGCGUUGUUCUGCUUGCCGACGUGGUCCCGUCCUUCUUCACCAAGCUAUGCGCUCCAUACUUCAUCCAUAUUGUCCCUUACCCUAUCCGCAUCCUCAUAUUCGUCGCCUUAUCCACGCUCGGCAUGUUUCUGGUUGCUUUGUCGCCGGCCUAUGACGCAACUACUGCCAAUAGUUCGAUAACAGCCAAGAUGAUGGGAGUAAUGCUGGCAAGCCUCUCUAGCGGUGGUGGAGAGCUCAGCUUUCUCGGUCUUACACAUUUUUUUGGGCCGUUUAGUUUGGCUGCAUGGGGUAGCGGAACGGGCGCUGCUGGAUUGGUGGGAGCUGGUGCCUAUGCUUUGGCUACUACAUCAUUUGGCUUUUCUGUCAAGACCACACUCCUGGCGUCCGCUCUUUUACCAGCAGUGAUGGUGAUAAGCUUUUUCGGUAUACUGCCAAGGGGGCCGAUGCUGCAGAUUAGAAGUGGGUAUCAGACUAUUCAAGAAAUCGAGAGAGGAGAGCUUACACGAGAUGACGAGCGUUUGUCGCAUACUAAUGCUGGGAGCGAUGGCCUACUUGCAGACACUGCUGAUGUUGACGACUUGAAACAUGCACCUCCUCAGGAUAAAGGCCUAUCAUGGCAGCUUUUCAAGGCGAACCUGAACCGUGCUAAGAGUCUAUUCUUCCCAUUUAUGUUUCCCCUGUUGCUUGUCUAUAUUGCAGAGUAUACCAUCAACCAAGGUGUCGCGCCUACACUCCUCUUCCCACUUCAGGAGAGUCCCUUUAGGCACUUCCGUGCCUUCUACCCAACAUAUAAUGCCAUCUACCAGGUCGGAGUGUUCAUCUCGCGGUCCUCAACCCCCUUCUUCCGCAUCCACGACCUGUACUUACCAUCAUUUCUCCAAGUAUUCAAUCUUGGCCUACUGACUCUGCACGCGCUUUUCAAUUUCAUCCCAAACGUCUACAUUGUUUUCCUGGCUGUUUUUUGGGAGGGUCUCCUAGGCGGAUUGGUAUACGUCAAUACGUUCGCGGAGAUCACAGAUCGCGUACCAAAGGAGCAACGAGAAUUUUCUUUGGGAGCAACCACCGUCAGUGACUCGGCAGGCAUUUGCAUUGCAGACCAUGUACUAGGCAGGCCUUCCACUCAGUUCCGAAAGAUCCAGGUCUUUGCAGUUGUUGCCUUUUGGCUAGUAUACCUUCUAAAGGGAAACAAGAAUGGUCCUCCAGGGGUACGAACUCUAUCGUCGCUGCUGCAUCGGCGUAUGACACCAUGGCAAACCACCGUCAUGACCAUGUUGACGCUAUAUGUCUCUCGCAACUUUGCUAAACUGGUCGGUCUGGAAUCCCCAGAGCCCCUUGCGAAUCUAUACUCUCGUUCCUACUUCCGGGCAACCUGGAUAGUCACUGCGCUCGAUGCUGGCUUUUGGACUGCAAUGAACAUACGCCGGAAAUGGCUAAGGGAUCUAGCAUCGCUGAUCUUUUCUAUAUAUUACCUUUUCGCAGCUGAACAGGCGGACGAGAAGGUGCGAAAGGUCAGAGCUACCUUGACCGUAGAGCAUCUGCGUGUCUCAUGGAAUAAGCUGGCUACCCCUUACCUUUCAUUUCUCUCACGGCUACUUCGGCCCCGUUUCUGUCGUCGUGACCCAGUUGCCAUCCGGAUACCACGACCCCGGGAGUCAUCGUACAAGGACCCAGUUCACGCAUGGCUUUAUUUUGAUGGCCCUCUGAGCAGCCUUCGGGACCAGACUGAUAUCGUUCUUGACAUCCCUGGAGGCGGAUUCGUUGCCAUGGGCCCACGGGUCAGUGAUGACCGCUUACUUGCUUGGGCUGGCAAGACGGGUGUUCCAAUUCUCAGUCUUGAUUACAAAAAGGCACCCGAAUACCCAUAUCCAUAUGCUUUGAAUGAGUGUUAUGAUGUAUAUCAUACGAUUGUGAUGACUCGAGGGAGAUGCUUAGGACUGAGUGGGAAGACAUGCCCACGGAUUAUUGUGACGGGUGAUAGCGCUGGUGGAAGUCUUGCAGCAGGGCUGACUCUGAUGAUUCUUCAAUCCGGCAGUACAGACUCUCGGAAGUGGAGAGGUGAAGAUUGCCUGCCAGUUCCUGUUGGGCUUGUGCUCGUGUACCCGAAUCUAGACCUGAAUAUUGGAAGCUGGAUGACGGACGAGGAGUUAUCUUUGAUCAGGGAAAGGGGAAUGCGGAAAACCAAUCGAAAUAUCCUGAGGCGUAAGAGUGAGGAUUACUAUAAGCUGACUCCGUCGACUCCUCGUCCCUCAGACGAUGAUCUUGCAGACGAUACUACUAGUCACUCCAAGUCAUCCACAAAAGAAGGAUCCAAACGUAUUUCUGAUGUUCCCACGGGAUCUUCGACUACUGCGACUGACAUGGCCAGUAAGUCUGGGGAUGCAAGCCUUGCAUCCCAAAUGAAAGAACUGGCUGAAACGAAGCCAAAGAAACUGCAGACUCGACUUGCCGUUACCUCUAUGAUAUCCUAUGUCAAUGAUCGCGUCCUCACCCCGGAGAUGAUGAGGGCUAUGAUAAUUCUAUACAUUGGUCCCUAUAAUCGUCCAGACUUCAGCACGGAUUUCCUUCUCUCUCCCAUGCUUGCUCCAGAGGCUCUUCUAGCCCAAUUUCCAAAGACCUACUUUAUGACAGGGGAACGAGACCCUCUGGUAGACGAUACAGUGAUAUUCGCUGGGCGCCUUAGACAAGCUAAACUUCAUCGGUUCCGUGAACGAAAGGAAUUAGGUCUUGAGAAGCCUGGGAAGAGGUUUGACGAAAAGGAGCAUGUUGAGGUGACUUUGAUACCUGGGAUAUCUCACGGGUUCAUGAGUAUCGUUGGGGUUUUCCCCGAGGGUUGGAAACACGUAUUCAGGACUGCCAGAUGGAUAACAGAGAUAUUCAAUUCGACUGAUAUUUCUAGCUCUGACGAGGCGAGAGACUUUAAGGCCUCCCUUGUGCAGCAACGACGAGCCGUUCAAAGUCUCAACCCAUCACUAUCGACGGUAGUCGUCGAGACGGAGAAACAGAGCAAUGGAAGCAUACCGCACCGUCACCACGAACGCUACUUGACAAGUGAAUCAUCUGGUGAUGAAGACGGGCCACUGGAAAUUAGCAUGUUGAAAAUGACCAAGAUAUCCCCUUCGCCUCCAGCAUCACAGUCUAACUCCCAACCCAAUGGAGCCUCUGCCACUUCAUCACUGAAACUGAAAGCUCCUGCGCCGAAGCGUAAUGAUAUACGGCGACCGAAUGCUGCAAAAUUAUCUCUUUCACCCCUUCCAGCCAAGAAGGAGGAAAGCCUGCGUAGUUCGGAUGUAAGCCACGGUGAGAAUGACUUGGUGCGGAUGAAACAAAUGAUAUCAGGGCUACGCCGUGAAGCAAGUUUGACGAGUUUACCGAGCCAUGAAGAUUUAUUGAAUAGACGGAUGGACGGGCUGGCUGGUGGGCUUAUGGGUAGAGGAGAAGAGGCAAAGACUCCAUGA
Molecule: messenger RNA, 3705 nt
Organism: Trichophyton rubrum CBS 118892
Lineage: Eukaryota; Fungi; Ascomycota; Eurotiomycetes; Onygenales; Arthrodermataceae
Exons: 4
Coding region: 1-3705 (1234 amino acids)
Biological process (GO): triglyceride catabolic process
Cellular component (GO): membrane; cytosol
Molecular function (GO): triacylglycerol lipase activity; sterol ester esterase activity
Source: RefSeq, a predicted model, not a curated record